Spirometra erinaceieuropaei is the source of this 953-nucleotide messenger RNA. The record is from the annotation of a GenBank genome assembly. Lineage: Eukaryota; Metazoa; Platyhelminthes; Cestoda; Diphyllobothriidea; Diphyllobothriidae.
AUGCUUAACAGCCCCUCCACCAUUUCCGACUCCGCCAUCGCACGUUGGCCGCAAGCAGGGACCAUUGCGGACCUUGACUUCUCACCCUCUCUCCAGGAAACCAUCAGGGCUGUGCAGCAGCUCUCCUGCGGGUAAGCGCCCAGACCGGACGUGGUCCCUGCUGAAAUCUAAAAGCACGGUGGUCCCAACUCAUGGAUCAUCUGACCGCGCUCUUCUAGGAGAUGUGGCGUCGAGGGCAAGUCCCUCGGGAUUUCAAGGACGCCAUAAUCAUCCACCUCUACAAGCGGUAAGGGAACCGCCAAAUCUACUACAACCACCGGACAUGUCCCUACUGAACAUCGCCGAGGAGACGAUUGUUCUUAUCAUUCUCAACUCUGAACAACCAUCUGGAACAAGGUUUCCUGCCGGAAAGCCAAUGCGGCUUCCGUUGUCAUCGUAGUACCACCGACAUGAUCUUCGCUGUCCGUCAAAUGCAGAAGUGUCAGGAGAUGCGGACCCACCUAUACUCUACCUUCGUGGAUCUGACAAAAGCCUUCGACACGGUGAAUCGCAAAGGACUGUGGAAAAUCAUGCAGAAAUUCGGCUGUCCCGAGCGAUUCAUCCAGAUGGUGCGUCAGCUGCACGACGGCAUGAUGGCGCGAGUCACGGACAAGGGAGCUGUCUCAGAGGUAUUCUCAGUGACCAACGAAGUGAAGCAGGGAUGCGUCCUGACGCCCACCCUCUUCAGCCUUAUGUUCUCUGCCGUGCUAAUGGACGCCUACCGUAACGAACGUCCGCGGAUCCGCAUCGCCUGCAGGACGGACGGUCCUCUCCUCAACCACAGUCGGAGGCACUUCCGGUCACGUAUAUCUAUAACUACAGUCCACGAACUUCUGUUCGCCGGUGACUGCGCACUCAAUGCAAAUACUGAAGGAGACAUGCAAAGAAGCAUAGAUCUCUUCUCCGUCGCCUGA